UUUUCGUAUACUUCGUCAUCGUCAACAACAUUUCACAUUUCAUUCAGAAUCCUACUGUCAGAAGUUGAAGCAGCACGGCCGCGUCAUUAUACACUGGGGCAAUGGAUUCUUUCGUGUGCAAAAUCGUCGUCAUCCGUACCGAUGACAGGAAAAUUCUGAAAUCCAAAAACAUCGAAAACAACUUUCUCAGACCGACGAGGGCCGUCGGAAUCAAAAAGUGUCUCUUCGGCGUCGCCAGCAUCGAGGAUACGGAGAAAAUGUUGCAAGAGCAGUACGAUAUCGACAGAAGAAGGUUUAGCGAACGAUUUGGAAUAGAUUUGAAAAAGAUCGAAGAAAGCGAGAGGGAGAGUAAUAGCGAAAAUAUAGUUAGUAAUAAUGGUAGUAGUCAAAUUAGGAAGAAUUAUGUGAUGGGUAGGAAGAUUAUUAAGAGAAAAAGGGAUGUGUUUAAACAACAGAAUAUCCAAACUGUGAUGACAGAUUUCUACCAGGCCAGGAAAACUAUGCAAUCUACGGAAAAACCGUCAAAAAACACCAAAGAAAAUUAA
Psylliodes chrysocephalus is the source of this 545-nucleotide messenger RNA. NCBI's taxonomy places the organism in Eukaryota, Metazoa, Arthropoda, Insecta, Coleoptera, Chrysomelidae. The record is from the annotation of a GenBank genome assembly.